This is a messenger RNA of Anolis sagrei ordinatus, 5422 nucleotides long. The record is from RefSeq and is a predicted model, not a curated record. Lineage: Eukaryota; Metazoa; Chordata; Lepidosauria; Squamata; Anolidae.
CGCUUCAGCACCACGGAGAGCGGCGGGCUGGGCGCCGGGCUGGCGGGCGAGUGAGCGGCGGGGCGAGGGGGCGCGGGGCUCCGCGGGGGCCCAGCCAUGCGCCUGCUGGUGCUGGCGGCGCUGCUCUCGUCGUCCUUCGCCCGGGCGGGCUGCGAGCCCAAGAUCGUCAACCUGGGCGCGGUGCUGAGCACCAAGCGGCACGAGGCGGUCUUCCGCGAGGCCGUCCUGCAGGCCAACAAGCGGCACGGCGCCUGGAAGAUCCAGCUCAACGCCACCUCCGUCACCCACAAGCCCAACGCCAUCCAGAUGGCCCUCUCCGUCUGCGAGGACCUCAUCUCCAGCCAGGUCUAUGCCAUCCUCGUGAGCCACCCUCCAGCUCCCAACGACCACCUCACGCCGACCCCUGUCUCCUACACGGCGGGCUUCUAUCGCAUCCCAGUCAUUGGGCUGACGACGCGCAUGUCCAUCUACUCCGAUAAGAGUAUCCACCUGUCCUUCCUGCGCACGGUGCCGCCAUACUCCCACCAGUCCAACGUCUGGUUUGAGAUGAUGCGCUUCUACAAGUGGAACCACAUCAUCCUCAUUGUGAGCGACGACCAUGAGGGGCGGGCAGCCCAGAAGAAACUAGAGACCCUCUUGGAAGAGAAAGAGUCAAAGAGUAAAAAAAGGAACUAUGACAGCCUCGAACAACUAUCCUAUGACAACAAGCGAGGACCCAAGGCCGAGAAGGUGCUGCAGUUUGAACCCGGGACCAAAAAUGUCACCUCGCUGCUCUUGGAGGCCAAGGAACUGGAGGCCCGCGUCAUCAUCCUCUCUGCCAGCGAGGAUGAUGCCACUACGGUCUACACAGCGGCAGCCAAAGAGAACAUGACUGGUCCCGGCUACGUCUGGCUGGUGGGAGAGAGGGAGAUUUCGGGCAACGCCCUGCGCAGCGCCCCAGAAGGACUGAUUGGCUUGCAGCUCAUGAAUGGGAAGAACGAGUCGGCUCACAUCAGGGAUGCGGUGGCUGUGGUGGCCCAAGCCGUGCACGACCUGUUUGAGAAGGAGAACAUCACAGACCCGCCAAGGGGCUGCGUGGGCAACACCAACAUCUGGAAGACGGGCCCUCUCUUCAAAAGGGUGCUGAUGCAGACCAAGUAUGCCGAUGGCGUGACUGGCAGAGUGGAGUUCAAUGAGGAUGGCGACAGGAAAUACGCCAACUACAGUGUCAUGAACCUACAGAACAACAAAUUGGUUCAAGUUGGAGUCUACAACGGUAGCCACUUCCUGCCCAAUGACCGCAAGAUCAUCUGGCCCGGAGGAGAGACGGAGACRCCACAGGGCUACGAAAUGUCUACGAAGCUAAAGAUUGUCACAAUCCACCAAGAGCCGUUUGUCUAUGUGAAGCAAACCCAGCUGGAUGGGAAGUGCGAGGCCCGGCACAACAGCACUGGGGGCUUGGUGCAGCAGGUCCUCUGCACCGGCCCCAAUGAGACCAUGCCAGGCGACGCAGGCCGGCCCAGCGUAAUGUUGUGCUGCUACGGAUUCUGCAUUGACUUACUCAUCAAGCUCGCCAAGACCAUGAACUUCACCUAUGAAGUCCACCUGGUGGCCGAUGGCAAAUUUGGCACUCAAGAGCGGGUGAACAACAGCAACAAGAAGGAGUGGAAUGGGAUGAUGGGGGAGCUGCUGAGUGGCCAGGCCGACAUGAUUGUGGCCCCGCUAACCAUCAACAAUGAGCGGGCACAGUACAUUGAGUUCUCCAAGCCUUUCAAGUACCAGGGGCUCACCAUCCUCGUCAAAAAGGAAAUUCCCCGCAGCACACUGGACUCAUUCAUGCAGCCGUUCCAGAGCACUCUCUGGCUCCUAGUGGGGCUCUCGGUGCAUGUGGUGGCGGUGAUGUUAUACCUCCUGGACCGCUUCAGUCCAUUUGGCCGGUUUAAAGUAAACAGCGAAGAAGAGGAGGAGGAUGCCCUGACGCUCUCUUCUGCCAUGUGGUUUUCCUGGGGAGUCCUCCUGAACUCUGGUAUUGGAGAAGGUGCUCCUCGGAGUUUCUCUGCUCGGAUCCUCGGGAUGGUCUGGGCCGGUUUUGCCAUGAUCAUCGUUGCCUCCUACACUGCCAACCUGGCUGCCUUCCUGGUGUUGGACAGACCGGAGGAACGCAUCACUGGCAUCAACGACCCCAGGUUGCGGAACCCUUCCGACAAGUUCAUCUACGCCACCGUGAAGCAGAGUUCUGUGGACAUUUACUUCCGGCGUCAGGUGGAGCUGAGCACGAUGUACCGGCACAUGGAGAAGCACAACUAUGAGAGCGCAGCCGAAGCCAUCCAGGCCGUCCGGGACAACAAACUCCACGCUUUCAUCUGGGACUCAGCAGUGCUGGAGUUCGAAGCUUCGCAGAAGUGUGACCUGGUGACUACAGGAGAGCUCUUCUUCCGCUCCGGCUUCGGCAUCGGGAUGCGCAAGGACAGCCCCUGGAAGCAGAACGUCUCUCUGGCCAUCCUCAACCUCCACGAGAACGGCUUCAUGGAAGAGCUGGACAAAACCUGGGUUAGGUACCAGGAGUGUGACUCCCGCAGCAACGCCCCAGCGACCCUCACCUUUGAGAACAUGGCAGGUGUAUUCAUGCUGGUGGCUGGAGGUAUUGUGGCCGGGAUAUUUUUAAUAUUCAUAGAAAUAGCAUACAAAAGGCAUAAAGACGCCCGGAGGAAGCAGAUGCAACUGGCGUUUGCAGCGGUUAAUGUGUGGCGGAAAAACCUGCAGUCCUCUCUCUCUCUUGUGGCCGUAGGAUUCAGCUUCAGAAAAGGCCCCGAGCAUUUUUAUUUAGUGGAUAGAAAAAGUGGUAGAGCAGAACCAGACCCUAAAAAGAAAGCCACUUUUAGGUCCAUCACCUCUACCCUGGCCUCCAGCUUCAAGAGACGUAGGUCAUCCAAAGAUACGCAGUAUCACCCCACAGACAUCGCCGGGCAGCUCAACCUCUCCGACCCCUCGGUCAGCACCGUGGUGUGACGCCCAAGACCCCAAGGGGACAGACCAAUGGAGACUCUGAUGGGUCCUGUCCGGAGGCACCAAAGCCCAGGCUUGGCCAGCCAUCCGCAGCGUCUGCAUUGCUUCCUCCCCUCCUGGCCUUCUUUUUGUCCUGGGCCCUUUGGAUGAACCACACAAACACGAGGCCCAUUUGACCCCCUUCCUUUUUCAGUCACCUUCCUUUGUGAUGCCAACAGAGACGGGGAUUGUGGCUCCCAACAGCCACAAAGGGGAGGCUGGGCGUUCUCUAAGCGGAUGGAGCUUCCCUGGCAGUGGGAGAGACCCUCUUCGUCCGACACGCAUGCGCAGGACUUCUUCCACUCCAUGGCCACCACGUCCAAUCUCUUCACACCACAACAGAGGAAGAUGGAGGGGCUUCUCGUGGGCCAUCUUGUACAUAGCCCUUCAGGCUCAUCUCAUCCGGAGAGAGUGCCUUGGCGAUGCAUGUUCUCUGGCUCUUCCUGGGGAGAUCCCUCCCAAAAGAAGCUGUUCUUCUUUCACCAAGGAGCCAGCACCGUUCCUUUCCUGCUGACCACUUUUGGGACUUUGUGGCCUUGGUAAAGAAGGGUUUCUCCAAAGUGAUGGCAAAUGGGGAAGGCCUCCUCCUUCAUCCUUUCCAGACAGCGCAGGGAAACAUUUCCUAGCACCCGACUCUGAAUGUUUUCAACUGUCUUAAUGAUGGUUGUACAUAUUAAGGGGCUUGAUUCUCUCCUUGUCCCACUCUAGUUCUGGGAUCCUGGUGGGUUGCAGGAGUAACUCACCUGGAUCCCAGACCCUCUGCUCCUACCUGACCUAGAAAAGCCUACAGAAUGGGUGCCAAGGCCAAAGCAGUGCAUGCAACUGAAAGCAGGCCAGCAAAACAUGGUUUCAAACUCCAUCCUGAGAAGUCUCCGGCUCCAGGAUCAUGUGAGGCUGAGCAUGCAGCCGAGCCUGAUCUCUUGUCCACACUCACAUCCUGUGUUGUGCAGCAGGGGGCUUUGUGGCAAGGAGAAGGCCAGGUCUGGGGCAAACUCUCCUGCCCUCUCUGUGCUACCACAGAAAGAGAUAUCAGGCCACCCUAUUCUCUGACCAACCCAUGGCUGCCAGCUCUGGUUGGAAGCAUCUCCCUGAGGCUCUGCCUUGACCAUCCUUGCAAAGAGCAAGGCCCCUGUGCUCAGCCUAUGGCAGGUGGUGGGCACGAAUACCAACUAAUGUGGUUUCAUUCCGGGGUCUGCCAGUGAGCAGUGACCCCUCAAUCUCAAAAGGCCAGGAUCUGUGUAGCUGACCUUUCGGUGGAGAACGGGCAAGGGCUGCCACCCAUUCUGAAGCAUGACUUUGUGCCCAGAGUACUGGGAGAUGCACAGUCAGGCUCUAGAAGAAAACUCUGGGCCUGGUUUGGUCUCUCUGGCAAUUGUGAAUCUGUGAGGAGAGGCAUGAGGGUGGUGUUUGCCCAGCUGUAGAUGCAAAGGCUUUCCCAAGGAGAUCAGAUUGCAAGGCCUGGAUUCAAAAACUACAUUUGGCUUCCAUGGGCUAGACCAGUGUUUCUCAACCUCCCUAAUGCUGUGACCCCUUAAUACAGUUCCUCAUGUUGUGGUGACUCCCAACCAUUAUUUUCGUUGCUACUUCAUAACUGUCAUUUUGCUACUGUUAUGAAAUGCAAUGUAAAUAUCUGAUAUGCAGGAUGUAUUUUCUUUCACUGGACCACAUUUGGCACAAAUACCCAAUAUACCCAAAUUUGAAUACCGAUGGGGUUGGGGCAGGUGUUGAUUUUGUCAUUUGGGAGUGGUAAUUGCUGGAAUUUAUAGUCCACCCACAAUCAAAGAGCAUUCUGAACUCCACCAACAAUGAAUCGUAAUGUCAGUAUCUGAUAUGCAAGAUGUAUUUUCAUUCACUGGACCACAUUUGGCACAAAUACCCAAUAUACCCAAAUUUGAAUACUGAUGGGGUUGGGGCAGGUGUUGAUUUUGUCAUUUGGGAGUGGUAAUUGCUGGGAUUUAUAGUUCACCUACAAUGAAAGAGCAUUCUGAACUCCACCAAUGAUGGAACAGAACCAAACUUGGCACACAGAACUCCCAAGACCAACAGAUACUUAAAAGAUUUGGUGGGCAUUGACCUUGAGUUUGGGAGUUAUAGUUCACCUCCAUCCAGAGAGCACUGUGGACUUAAACAAUGAUGGAUGUGGACCAAACUUGGCACAAAUACACAAUAUACCCAAAUGCGGACACUGGUGGAGUUUGAGGAAAAUAGGUCUUGACAUUUGGGAGUUGAAGUUGCUGGGAUUUAUAGUUCCACUACAAUCAAAGAGCAUUCCGAACUCCACCAAUGAUGGAAUUGGGGCAAACUUCCCACACAGAACCCCCAUGAUCAACAGAAAAUACUGUAUUUUCUGGUGGUCUUUGGCAACCCUAUUGACGCCUACCUUGUGACCCCCGCCUCC